GUCACUGUGUCGUUUCUGGCUGCUGGUAGAGCGGCGAAGUGUCCUUUAUACGCCUCAUAUCGUGUUCUUACUGGCGACAGAGCUUGCGUGGCUGGACCAUACCCUCAGGACUUUAUCCAGAACGGCUCUUUCGCUGUGGAUCACUUCUCUUCUGUUGGUGCCAAGGUCGCUAAGGAUUUUAUAUGUUCAUUAAUCCAGCCCAGGAGGCUGACAAAGGUAAUGUUAUGGGAAGGGAGCUUUGAGAUCUCGACCUCCUUGUACUGGACUCCCGAACUUCCCACUACAUUUGAAAAUAUGCAUGGAUACGCU
Molecule: messenger RNA, 309 nt
Organism: Ilyonectria robusta
Lineage: Eukaryota; Fungi; Ascomycota; Sordariomycetes; Hypocreales; Nectriaceae
Exons: 2
Source: RefSeq, a predicted model, not a curated record